Ilex paraguariensis (yerba mate) is the source of this 559-nucleotide messenger RNA. Lineage: Eukaryota; Viridiplantae; Streptophyta; Magnoliopsida; Aquifoliales; Aquifoliaceae. The record is from the annotation of a GenBank genome assembly.
UCGUGGAAAUAUAAGUAUUUUUGCAGAUUUAAUCUGUAAUCACAAAGAAAAGGGUAAUAAUAUGGCAGAAGAACAUGGAUUUCAAGCUCCCGAAGGUCACCGUUUAUGUGCAAAUAACUGCGGUUUUUUUGGGAGCUCUGCAACUCAAAAUCUUUGUUCCAAAUGCUACGGAGACUUCUGCCUGAAAGAAGAUCAGAAAAAGUCUGUAAAGACCGCAGUAGAGAAUUCUCUCUCUGUAUCAGCCUCCUCCGCUGUAUCAUCGGUUGCGCCACCGUAUUCAUCGCCGGUGUCGUUGCAGAAAGCUGCCGGUGAUGGGCUGGUUUCGGCGGCGGAGGAGGUGGUGGUUGUGCAACCGGUGGCGGCGCAGUUGAACCGGUGCUCGGCGUGCAGGAAAAGGGUCGGGUUGACAGGGUUUAGGUGCAGGUGUGGGACCACGUUUUGUGGGACCCAUAGGCACCCAGAGCUUCAUGGGUGUACGUUUGAUUUCAAGGCCAUAGGGAGAGAGGCCAUAGAAAAGGCUAAUCCUGUGGUCAAAGCAGAGAAGUUGGAGAAGAUAUGA